CGCUGGCCGUCGUAGCCAGUGGCGCAUACUUACUCCUAACCGAAUACUCCGAUUUGAGGGCCCCGCCGGCUGGGUUACGGCUUCCGUCGAGAGUGCUCGUUCCCGUGGCGUUCGCUACAGCGAAAUCGUAGGAAAAAUGGCGACGGAGGAUAUUGACCGUGCUAAGGUCGAGUCUAUGCUGCGUACGCUGAAGUUAUCAGGCCAUGUUGGUUUCGAUAGCCUGCCUAGUCAGUUGGUGAACAAGUCUGUGCAAAAUGGAUUUGUAUUCAACAUUCUUUGCAUUGGUGAAACUGGACUUGGAAAAUCCACACUUAUGGAUUCUCUUUUUAACACAAGCUUCGAGUCUAGUCCCAGUCCCCAUAAUUUGCCAUCUGUAAAACUUAAGGCACACACCUAUGAACUGCAAGAGAGUAAUGUCAGGCUGAAACUGACUAUUGUUGAUACUGUUGGCUACGGUGAUCAAAUCAAUAAAGAAGACAGCUUCAAGGCUGUCGUUGAUUACAUAGAUGCACAAUUUGAAGCAUAUUUGCAGGAAGAGUUAAAAAUCAAACGCAAUCUGGCGACCUACCAUGACAGUCGGAUCCAUAUCUGUCUUUAUUUUAUAUGUCCAACUGGCCAUGGCUUGAAAUCUAUUGAUCUAGUAUGCAUGAAGAAACUGGAUACCAAAGUUAACAUUAUUCCAAUUAUUGCUAAAGCAGAUACAAUAUCGAAGACUGAGCUACAGAAAUUUAAGAGCAAAAUAAUAUCCGAGUUGCAAAACAAUGGGAUACAUAUUUAUCAAUUUCCAACUGAUGAUGAAAGUGUAGCGGAUAUAAACUCCACUAUGAACACUCACGUACCCUUUGCUGUUGUUGGUAGUACCGAUUUUGUUCGCAUGGGCAAUAAAAUGAUGCGUUCUCGUCAAUAUCCAUGGGGCACAGUUCAAGUCGAAAAUGAAUCUCAUUGUGACUUCGUAAAACUACGCGAGAUGCUGAUAAGUACUAAUAUGGAAGACAUGCGUGAAAAAACGCAUUGCCGUCACUAUGAACUUUACCGAAAGAAGAGAUUGGAGCAGAUGGGUUUUAGUGAUGUUGACAGCGACAACAAACCUGUCAGUUUCCAACAGACGUGCGAAGCGAAGAGAUCCAUUCACUUGCAAGAAUUGCAACAAAAAGAGGACGAAAUGCGACAGAUGUUUGUCGCACGAGUGAAAGAAAAAGAAGCUGAAUUGAAAGAAGCAGAGAAAGAGCUCCAUAGUAAAUUCGAUAAGCUAAAGAAAGAUCACACCGAAGAAAAGAAGAAAUUAGAAGACAGUCGUAAGAAACUUGAGGAUGAUAUAAUGGAAUUUAAUAGACGAAAGGCGCAGUUUGCACAACAACCCCAACAUCACACGCUGACAUUAGGCAAAAGCAAAAAGAAGUAAAACACAUUUCAUCACGACGAUAUCUUUUUAUACCGUUUGAAUAUGAUCAUGCAUUUAAAUUGCAUUAGCCAAUAGAAGUAUUAUUUAAUAAUAUACCUGUAUACCUGAUAUAUUAUUUUAUUAGAAUACAUUUUUUUAUACGUAUAUUCCGUACAUAAAUAUUAAAUAUAUA
Molecule: messenger RNA, 1574 nt
Organism: Solenopsis invicta (red fire ant)
Lineage: Eukaryota; Metazoa; Arthropoda; Insecta; Hymenoptera; Formicidae
Gene: Septin2
Product: septin-2
Exons: 8
Coding region: 137-1402 (421 amino acids)
Biological process (GO): cytoskeleton-dependent cytokinesis
Cellular component (GO): septin complex; microtubule cytoskeleton; cell division site
Molecular function (GO): GTP binding; molecular adaptor activity; GTPase activity
Source: RefSeq, a predicted model, not a curated record